CUCCUGGGCACCGCGCGGGGCCUCGCGGACUGGCACGCGCACAACGGCUACUGCGCCUCGUGCGGCGGUCCGACGAAGCCCGCGCGCCACGGGCGGAACCGCCAGUGCGUCGACUGCGACACGCGCGUGCGGCCGCGCCUCGACCCGUCGGUCAUCGUGCUCGUGACGAACGAGCGGCGCGACCGGUGCCUGCUGGGCCGCGCGAAGGGCUGGGCGCCGGGCCGGUGGUCGACGCUCGCGGGCUUCGUGGAGUUCGGCGAGUCGCUGGAGGAGUGCGUCGUCCGGGAGAUCGCGGAGGAGGCGGGCGUGGCGCCGGACCGCGCGUCCCUGCGGCAGGUCGCGAGCCAGCCCUGGCUCUUCCCGCGGUCGCUCAUGGUCGGCUACGAGGCCGUCGUCGAC
Molecule: messenger RNA, 399 nt
Organism: Aureococcus anophagefferens
Lineage: Eukaryota; Pelagophyceae; Pelagomonadales; Pelagomonadaceae
Exons: 1
Biological process (GO): NADP+ catabolic process; NAD+ catabolic process
Cellular component (GO): cytosol
Molecular function (GO): NADH pyrophosphatase activity; metal ion binding
Source: RefSeq, a predicted model, not a curated record